AUGGCUGGUCCCGGUGCAUGUGGCUGGUGGUCUUCCUGGCCUUGUUCACCUGCGUGUCCCUCCUCACCGUGUUCUCCACGGCCCGCGCCUCGGCCGUGGGGCCCGACGUCAUCAGCAGCGGACAGGGUGGUGGCGGAGCCUAGCCUCGGUGGUGGCGUGGAGGGCCGCGGAGAGACUGGAGUGCCGGUUCCCGCCGGGACACCCACCAAGCUGCUGCUGAUGGCAGUGGCGGUCGCGGCGGCUGCUUCCGGCGUCAGUGUCGGCGGCGGCCCAGGUGGCCGCGGAGGGGGCGCUGGAGCACCGGAGCCCGUGGAUCCCGCAUGGGCGGGCUCGACGCCGAUGGUGGCUACUGCAGUGGGGCCCGACCUCGACGGCAGCGGUUGCGUGGAGGGCCGCGGAGGGGCCGAAGCGCCGGAUCUAGCGGGGACGGCCUUGGGUCCACCGCCGGCAGCGUCCGACGCUAGCUUUCGCGCGGGCGGCCACGGAUCCCGCGGAGGCGCCAGAGUGCCAGAUCCUGCGACAUCUGUGGUGGGGAGGGUAGGGGAGGUGGAGGGGGAGGAGGAGGGGGAGGGGAGGGCAGGGGGCGCCGGCGCCUGGGAGGCGGCCGGCGCCGCCGGCGGCAGCGGGUGGAAGGCCAUCACGUCGGGGCUCUCGAAGGGUUCAGUGGUUCUCCUGGCCAUAAGAUCUCAAGGUGGUGAACAAGCUCUCAUGCAGACAAUGAACCGUGCGCGUGAACUCUAUGCGCAGAGAUUGCAGGCCACUCCUAGUGUUGAUGAGCUUGCCUCUUUGCUUGCCCAAUGUAACAUAGCAGAGGCUCAGUCAACAAAUACUAACCCUUCACAAGGACCUGGAUCAGACCCUGUCGAUAUGCUGAAUUCUGAUGAGACCUGCAUUCUUGCUGAGAGUGGAAGGAAGCAGAUAAUCCUGGAUGCGUUUGCCGAUGGGAGCAGCUUCAUUUGCUUGAAAUGUGGUGGGCUCUUUAGCACAUCUCGCAAGGACAAGCACUUGGCCUACUGGUGCGGGACUGCAUGA
Messenger RNA from Miscanthus lutarioriparius, 1032 nucleotides. The record is from the annotation of a GenBank genome assembly. Lineage: Eukaryota; Viridiplantae; Streptophyta; Magnoliopsida; Poales; Poaceae.